Hippoglossus stenolepis (Pacific halibut) is the source of this 2815-nucleotide messenger RNA. RefSeq names its product iroquois homeobox 5b (gene irx5b). The coding region runs from base 141 to 1400 and encodes 419 amino acids. The transcript is spliced from 3 exons. Gene Ontology annotation, cellular component: nucleus. Lineage: Eukaryota; Metazoa; Chordata; Actinopteri; Pleuronectiformes; Pleuronectidae. Gene Ontology annotation, biological process: cell development; neuron differentiation; regulation of transcription by RNA polymerase II. The record is from RefSeq and is a predicted model, not a curated record. Gene Ontology annotation, molecular function: RNA polymerase II cis-regulatory region sequence-specific DNA binding; DNA-binding transcription factor activity, RNA polymerase II-specific.
CCUCUCCAUCUCCUCGUCUCCUCCUCCCUCUUCCUCCCCCUCUUCCUCCUCCUCCUCCUCCUCUCUCCUUCUUCCUCCUCCUCCUCCUCUCUCCUCCUCCUCUCUGUACCAGUGGUUCAGUGUGCGUGUGCUCGGUGGUCAUGUCGUACCCUCGGGCUUUUCUCCUCCAGCCCUCCGUGUCUGUGUCUCUUCCUCCGGCUCCGUCCUUCAGCUCCGGCCUCCUCUUGGCACCGAGGACCGAGGAGCUGACUCGCUCCUCUUCGGGCUCCGCCUUCGCUCCGUACCCGGGAUCAGCGACUUCUCCCGGCUUCAACCUGCACCUCCGGUACGGAGGAGGAAGAGGAGCAGGAGCAGGAGGAAGAGGAGCCGGAGGAGGAGGAGGAGAGCCGCGGGCCGCCGAGACCCUCAGCGCGUUCAUGAGUCCAGGGUUCGACCCGUCCUCAGGGAUCUCCCCCUCCUUAGACUACCACCCAUUCGGGGCCCUGGGGCCCUUCCCGUACUGUGACCCCGCCUACAGGAAGAACGCCACGCGGGACGCCACGGCCACGCUGAAGGCCUGGCUGAACGAGCACAGGAAGAACCCGUACCCCACCAAGGGCGAGAAGAUCAUGCUUGCCAUCAUCACCAAGAUGACCCUGACUCAGGUGUCCACCUGGUUCGCCAAUGCCCGGCGGCGGCUGAAGAAGGAGAACAAGAUGACAUGGACGUCCCGGAACCGGAGCGAGGACGAGGAGGAGGAGGACAACAUCGAGCUGGAGCGGAACGAUGAAGACGAGGAAACGCAGAAGACGAAGAGCGAGGCAGCUGGGGGCCGUCCCUCCUCGGUUCUGGACUCCACUGAUCUGAUGUUCAGAGACGGAAGAAGCAGUGACGUUGAUCUGGACUUUAAAGAGUCGGGGGACAGGAGGCCCCACAUCCCCGGUCCCACCCACACAGGGACCCCUCCUCAGAACUCGCCACUCGGGACGCAGAGCGUGUCGGAGCUGGAGCGCACGUCGAGCUCGCCGACGCAGAAGCACAGAGACUCCUUCGCCACCAUCCAGGGGCCAAACCCGGCCCCUAAACCCAAACUGUGGUCGCUGGCUGAGAUCGCCACGUCGUCGGACAAAACAAAAGGAUCUAAUGAAUCGUCUCAGAGCGGGGGGGGCGGCCACACGCGACAGCCCCUGUACCCCCACAGCCCCUCCCUGCCCCAACACCUCUACUACACCUCCCCCUUCAUCCCAGCAUACUCUCACUAUGGCCCCCUGGGGCCCCUGCACAGCAGCCUUGGCUCACGCUCGGCCUCUGCGACGCAUCUAAACGGAUUAGAGCUGCAGCGAGCCGAGGGCGCCGCCACAGACGGUAAACUCAGUCAGCUGCAGCUGCACGAACUCAGGAGGGCCCCAACGAACAUGUAGGGGCCACGUUUCUGUACAGACCCUGAACUGUUGCAUUGUGGGAUUGUUCACUGGAGGAGUUUUUCUAUGUUGGUAAGACGUUGGUGUUUGUAACACGAAGUUUCAUUAAAGUCUGAUUCAUACUCGACUGAUCAGCUGAUUCAACACAAACUCCUGAGUUGGUUUUAAAUUUCAAGGAUUGAAACAUUUUCUGAUUUAUGGAUCAAUGAUGUUUCAUCUGUUAAAUUAUUUGAUCAGUUUAUUAAUCAACAGAAUAAAAACGGAGUUUUCACCUGUUGUCUCAUCAGCUUCAGUUUUUAUAAAUGAUAUAAUGAUUAAUAAACUCAUUAUGGGAACCUUCCAAAUUAACUGUAGGACCUGUGAUUGAAUAUAAUCAUAAAAUAAGUGUAAAACCUCCAACAACUAUUUGAUCAAUAUAUUUAUUGAACCUUUGUUAUGAGGAUCUAAUCAAAUCUUCAUGUCUGUGGUUGAUUAGAUUCUAUUAUAAUAAAUUAAGUUAUAUUAUGUUAUAUUAUAUCAUGGGAUGCGAUCAUGAGACGUUAAAAGGUUCAACACCUCAUUGAGCAGAAGCCUGACUUAGUUAAGAUUCAACAGUGAACCAGGAUCAAAACCAGGAUCAAAACCAGGGAUCAAACGGAUCAAAGCCAGGAUCAAAACCAGGAUCAAAACCAGGUGAAUGUUUUCCAGUGGAUUCUCGGAGUUGAGCUCAAACUUUCUUCGUCGAUGUUUAAAACAACAGGAACCAGACGCCUCGCCGUGUCUUCACUCACUGAAUAAUGCUAACAGCAGGCCAUCACGCCCCCUGUGGUCAGAAUGAAUAUGGCAGGUUGUGUGAGACUGACAGUUUGGAUCAAACACAGCAGCAGGCCCCCCCCUACCGCUACCCCACCUGCAGCGGUGUGUUUACAGUGAGUUAAACCCCCUCCUGCAGCAGCUGGGCUCACAGACAGCGCCCCCUGCAGGUCGCUGUGACGUGUUGUCCCUGGGACCAUCGAGUCAAGGUGUGAUGUGAAGUAUCUGAGUGGAUCCUGCAGAAGGUGUGAACAAAGCCUCAGUGGAGCCUCCUCCUGACACAUGAUGUCAUCGGCCUGGAGCCACACCUCCAGUGACCCUGAAUGUCUUUUACUUCCUGUUAGCGUAGCCACCGCUAACCUGCACAGUUUUCCAGCCCUGCACCAAUCAGACGAUGACGAGUGAAUUCAGACUCACUGUGAAACACUUUAAGUCCCAAAGUGUGAUUUGUGAAUAUGGAAAAUAAAAUUACUGAUUGAUUGAUUGAUUGAUUGAUUGACUGGCUUUGUGUCACUUCCUGUGAGUCAGUGUCGGCCAUGAUAAGAACUGUCCCCAUCACACAGGAAACAGAAUAAAGAUGGACAACAUGACAGCUACUCUACAGAGAAGCCAAAUCAUCUCCA